Messenger RNA from Paralichthys olivaceus (Japanese flounder), 5796 nucleotides. Lineage: Eukaryota; Metazoa; Chordata; Actinopteri; Pleuronectiformes; Paralichthyidae. The record is from RefSeq and is a predicted model, not a curated record.
AUGAGCAACACGCCCCUCCAGGACCCAGCUGUCCUGGAACUGUCCUCUGGCAGCGGGCAGACAUUACCCUGCCGACCCUUACAGCCCAUCUCUGAUCCCUCAGCGUCCAAACGAUUGUGCUUCUACAAAAGUGGUGACUAUAAAUUCAGCGGGCAUCGCAUGGUCAUCAACGCCCGCACCUUCAAGACGUUUGAUGCUCUGCUCGAUGCUUUGUCCAAGAAAGUGCCUCUGCCAUUCGGAGUGAGGACCAUCACCACACCUCGCGGGAUCCACCUUGUUAAGGGUCUGGAUGACUUUCACGAUGGGGGAUCUUAUGUGUGUUCUGAUCAGAAACGGGUGAAGCCACUAAACCUGGCUGAAGUAAACCGGCGGCAGGUACCGUGGAAUACCACCAGACCCCUGAGCACUGGGCGGCGAAGACGUUUCCAGUUCGGUCAGUUUAGGGGGAGGAAUGAGGUCGUCAACAGGCCAACAAAGGUCAGCGAAAGGAUGACGCUGCGGACACCGAAAAGACUUGUGGUCGUCAAGAACAAAGAUCCCACAGUUAAAUGCACAAUUGUGUUGCAGAGAAGAACGGCACCAACAUUUGAUGCUUUGCUGGAUUACCUCUCUCAGAUCCUGCAGUUCCCAGUGUUGAAACUCUUCUCCACCGACGGCAGGAGAGUUGACGGUCUUGCUGCACUUAUCCUGUGCUCCGGAGUUGUUGUGGCAGCGGGAAAUGAGCCAUUCAGAUUAGGAAACUACAGUUUUCACAGAACGGGCCAGACGGCACAGGCCUUGUACAUGGAAAGUUCAGAGCCUUCUAUGUUGCAGCCCAGAGCUCAAAACAACAAAUCCUUCUCAAGUGGAAGAGGCUCAAGAAACUUCUCCCUAUCGUCGGAGCGAUAUGUUAUCAACCAAAUAAACAAGUCUCGAAAUGGAAGCACGAACAGCCACCUGCAUCACCACAAUGAAUCAUUUGAUACCGAGGUCAACCAGAGAGGGAGAGUAGAGAAUGAGCAUCACACUUGCAUCUUACCUCAAGACGACGACAUUGAAAAGUCUUUCUGUGUGAAUCAAGAUGGCAGCAUGACUGUAGUAAUGAAAGUGCGUCUGACCAUUAAAGAGGAGGAGAUGCUCCACUGGACCACCACGCUCAGCCGCCACUGCCUUAGCAAGAGGACAGUUUGUGCCUCGAUUUCUGAGUCAGGCAACAGUUCACCUGACUCAAACAACGCCAAAGACUCCUCUAGCAUCAGCGAAGGUGACAGUAAAGAAGAAAACCAUCCCAAUGGAGCUGGAAAGGGUGUCUGCUUUAACGACAAGCAUGUGUACAAGAACUACAAUUCAAAAGCUUUGGGAAAAGCCAAAACGAUCAUCAAACGCGCUCCUACGCCAGGUCCUCGACACGUUAAGAAGACGGCGUCUGUUGAGAGUGUGAAGAUGGUGACAGAGUCUGGGAUUCAAGAGAGCAGCCUGGGACAUUAUUCCUACAUGGCGAGGACGGCUGAUGGUGAGACAACUGAGGGAUACUGCGUUGUUAGACACAGCAGCAGCAGCAGCAGCCGACCAAUCCCAAAACCUCGGAAAACGGCCUCUGCUGGAAAAGGCAAGAAAGGCUCCCACUCCUCCAUCAGGUCGUCAGGAGUUGCUGAGGUCCUUCAGAUACAGAAUAACGGGAUGGAGGUUAAAGAAACUGUCAUGCAUAUCUACGAGAGUCAAGGCUGCUAUGACAACUAUAAUGCAAAUGAGGAAUACAGCACAGAUGGCGCACCUUUGCAUGUUUCCUCUUCAGGGCCAAAUAGCAAGCCGUCCACUGAGUCAGGGCCACGCUCUUCCAGCAAUGAUUGUGAUAUAGAUUUUAGCAGGCAGCCCCCCACUGCUGACUCACUACGACUGAAAGAGGAGAUGUUAUCGUUGUCAUCAGAACCAAUAUCUCCAACACAUGAGAUUACGAACAAUCUGUCUACAGUGACUGAGGACGAUGCUCAAACAGCAAGAAACUCCCGGAUUGAGGAUACAGUAAAAAGUGACAAAACUCAAAAAAGCAAAAAGAAUAAAAAAAUGAAUAAACCUGCUCUGAAUCAAAAGAGUUCAACUUCAAAAAGUAGCAAAAAUUCGACUGACAAAGUAAGCAGCAAUACCAGUGUGGGGAAAAAGAGUUUGGGCUCAUCAGAAAGUGCUAAAAGUGGCCAAAAAAGUAAAGAAUUGGAAAAUAAAGCAGAAAAGCUUCAGUCUAAGAAAACUAUUAAACAUGAAAAGAUGCCCAGGAAAAGCUCAUCCUUAUUAGACAAAACCGAAAAUGUAAAAAUAACCCCCCCUAAGAGAAAAGGCAUAAAUGAAGUAGUUGCUAGAGAUAAUGGCCACAAUGUAAAUACUCCAAGUGGAAGGCCUCAAAUGAAAAAGAACAUCUCAGAUAUAUUACAACCGAAAAAAGCACUUCUGCAAAGCAAAAAGACAAUGAGUAAACCCAAAUCCAUGACAGAGAACAGAAUGUCAUCAGCUAAAAAAGCUUUGGAGACAAGUGAAAGUGUUUCAAUGCCUUCCCUGAAUCCUACGCCCUCUGAAAUCCACCAAUAUGUCGAGAACUGGUUGGAGACAGUCAGCCAGGACCAGGUGCCGUACACCGAGGCAAUUCCAGACAAAUCCGAACCUCCGUCAACGGUGGUGUUUCAGAUAGGCGGUGAGUCAGAAUCAGAUGAAAAGAAUGGAUAUCACAAUAAUUUGGCUGACUAUUACCCACUGCCUGGUGAUAAUGUCAAGAAAUCUGCUUCUUGUCUAUUGGUUCCUCUUUACCAAGGACAGCCAGAAACAUCUUUGGUGCACAGUGUUUCUAUGCCAAGUGUCAGAGUUAAACCUGCAAACCAGGAGAACCAACUGAGGGCACAUAAAUCUGCAGAAAUGAUUGGCCCAACUGGCAGUGAGUCAACUACGUCCAACAUUUUAAGUCCUAAAGAAAAGAUAUCACCUGUCCUGCGGCAACUUUGUUCAUCCAUUCAGAACAUCAGAAGGGCGUCAGACAACAACACGACAUAUAACCUUGAGAAGUCCAACAGCCUCCCUGAUUUCUCAACACAAGUAGCGUCAGUGUUCGGCUCAUCAUGCAAAGCAUUUGUGUCCUUCUUGUCAGUCAUGACUCUGAGAGACGACCUAACGGUCUCUGCUCCAGGCGAUGGCGACCAACCGAGAAGCACCUCAGAGGCCAUGCUAAUGAUGCAGUCCCUAAUGAAAAUAUCUGCCAUUGAGGACAAAGAAGAGCUGAGGGCAAGUCUGACAAACCUGCAGAGCAGCUCAUCUUCUCAGUUCAGAGAACGAUGGAAGGAUUUCCAGAUUUUGAGGGAAAGGCUUGAAAGUGAGCCACUUUCUCCCAAAGUUUCAGAAACCGAGUUUGCCCUGGACCUUGCCUCGGAAGGUAGCGAUAUAUUUGAGGAUCAACAUCUGACUAUAGAUGAGCUGAUGGAGGAGCUGAAUAUGCCUCAAGACCUCAGAUCAGAAAUUUCCUCAACAAUCCAACAGGCUAGAAGUUUUUACCCGCCGGAAGAGAGCACUUUGGUAGAAACUGAAAGAAACCAGUCGGAAUCAGAGGAAGACUUGGAGAAGUUUGUUGAUGAAUCCAAUGAUGAAGCAAAGUUAACAGAUCCUGAUGACACCUGCGCAGAUGAAAACGUAGCAGGAAGGACACAGGAUAAUGAUGAUGGAGAUAGAAAGUCAGAUCAAGAACCUGAUGAAGAUCAGGAAAUGGGCAAUGAUGUGAAAGAUUCAGAAAUUUCACAGACAGAACAAGAUGAGGCACUGAAAGUCAAACAAAAUGAGACAGAAGAAGAUGAAGAAGAUGAAGACCAGGUAGAGGAGGACAGGGAGGACAAGAAGGCAGGAGAGGAUGGAGAAACUAAUGAGACAAAUGAUGAUGAUGGUAAAGAGGAGGCAGUGAUGGAAGAUGUUGAAGGGCAGAAAGCAGAGAAAGGAAGUGUCGAGGAAUCAGUUGAGAAAGAAAAGAAGGAGGAAGAAGAGAAGGAAAAGAUUGAUGGACAAGCAGUUACAGAGUAUGAUGUAGAGGAAGAGGUGGAGAAGGUUAUUGAGGAGACAGAAGAGGAAGAGGAGGUAGAAAACAUCUUCGACAUAGAAGAAGAAGUGGAUGAGGUUAGUGAGGAUUUAAAUGAAGGAGCAGAUAAAGUUAAAGAGGAGAAAGAUGAGGAAGAAGGGGUAGAUAAUGUAACUGAAGAGGUGGUCGAGGAAGAGGAGGAGAAGGAGGAAGAGGAGGAGGAAGAAAUGGAGGUGGUUUGCAUAGAAAGCAAUGAAGAGGAAGAGGAGGAGGAGGAUGAUGCUGAGGAAGAGUCAGAAGAAAAUGAGGGAGAGGAGUUUGAGACUGAAGAGGAGAGGGAAGAUUACAAAGAAAAUGAGGGAUCAGACCAGGUGGAAAAACAAGAAUCAGAAGAGGAGGUGGGAGAAGGAGAUGUUUCUGGAGACGCAGACAGUUUUGAGGACGAUGACGGUUGUAAAAACCUGCUGGAAGAGGCUUCCUAUUUGCAGCAGAGCAGUCACAAGGAAGCAAAUGAAGAGUGUAACAGUGAAUCACCGACCAAAUAUUCCUCUGAGGGGCAGUGUGAGUCCGCUAAAGGCAACGGAACAGACAAUGAUCUUGAAACAGACGAGGGAGGGGAGCAUCAUGAGGAGAGGAGCAUCGGCCUGAUACAUCCUGUGGAAAUAUCACAGGAGUUACUCGACUUUGUUAACUCUGCCCUACAGUCGUCUUCGCUCACAUUCACGUAUGACGCUCGGGGGAACGUCAGGAUUGAACAGGAUUACGCUCGAGUUGUACAAACUAUGCCAACUCUUAUUCCAAGAAGAAGAAAGGACAGUUCUUACGGCUUAAAGCGUCUCCCCAGCCCGAACACGUCUGAUUUAUCCGAUUACAGACCAGAUACCUCAGAGAGUGGUGGGUAUAAAACUCAGGAGUCUGUAGAUAUUGUUACAGAUAGCGGAGAGGAGGCCUCAGAGAGAUCCUCCCCUGCCUUGACACCUCAGAAUGAUUUCCCUCGUGUGGACUCCAAACUGUCUCUUGCAAGUAAUGCAGAAGUCUUACAAAGUUCCAGGAUAAAAAGUGAAGAGAGUUUCUCUUCCAAUGAUUCAGACACCAAAGCCUCAAAAGAGGAUCUGUCUUAUUUUAGUGCUGCAAGCUCAUUAAAGGCAGACGCUGAAGCUGCAGCUGAGGCCGCACAGUGCGUAGGCUCAGAGAAGGACACCGGGGAUGGGGUUUUGAUUGAUCAAGGGAGGUGGCUGCUCAAGGAGAACCACCUCAUAAGAAAGUCCCCUCCGAUCACCAUGGGAAUGUACGGUAACGUGGACAGCAGCUCCACAGAUACAGGUCAGGAGAACGCUGGUGAAGAUUUGUCACUUCACCAAACCCAGUCCAACGCCCUCAUUGCCAUAUCCUCAUCGGAGCUCGAGGAUAUGGCAAAGCCUCAAACUCCAAAGUGCACCUACUUCAACAUGCCACACGGGAGUGAUUCAGAUCCCUUUCUGGACGAUUCCAGUGUGAACAGUGUGAAACAGGACACAAGCAGUGGGAAGGGAAGAGGCUUCAGGGUUUCCCCAAUUAUUGAUACUUCCAAAACCCGGCCAAAUAAAACCGGCAGUCUUUCUUCAUUUACAUCAGUUGAGUUCAAACUACCAGAUGGGAAAGUUCAUCCUGAGGGGGAGUCCUCGGCUGUGACACAGCCAAGAAGGACAUCUAGUGGGGGAGGUAGUGCACUGCAGGCACAGGACUCCCCGGAGACACUGCAUGUGAGAUGUGGACAGUACUGCCCCAUACUAUGA